Coniophora puteana RWD-64-598 SS2 is the source of this 792-nucleotide messenger RNA. RefSeq lists its product as uncharacterized. The annotation marks the transcript as partial. Lineage: Eukaryota; Fungi; Basidiomycota; Agaricomycetes; Boletales; Coniophoraceae. The record is from RefSeq and is a predicted model, not a curated record. The transcript has a single exon.
ACCUUGAAUCUACAGAAUGAGGGGGAGUACCCUGACAAGUUUGUUGCUGAUGGGCUCAAAGAAGUUUUCACACCAUUCUGGGCAGAUCUCCCUCACACCAACAUCUUCCGCUGCAUCUCCUCGGACAUUCUCCAUCAGCUGCAUCAAGGUGUAUUCAAAGAUCACUUACUCAAAUGGUGCCAGGCUCUUAUCAAUCUGGGAGCCAAUCUUGAUGACUGCUUGCAUGCCAUGCCAGCGUAUGCAGGGCUGCAACACUUCACGGACGGCAUCUUGAACAUCAAACAGUGGACUGGGGGAGAGCACAAGGAGGUUCAGCAAGUGCUUGUGGCCGCUCUGGCUGGUGCCGUCAAUUUGGAUGUUCUCAUUUCAGCGCAUGCACUAAUUGACUUCAUCUUCCUCACUCAGUAUCAUUCACAAACAACAGAGAUGCUCACCCGGAUGGAGGUGCUGAAGACCUUCCACAAUAUGAAGGAUGCUUUCUCAACACAGUGGGAUUACUUCAAUCUCACCAAGCUCCAUGCACUUCUUCAUUACAUUGACUGUAUCCUGUUCCUGGGCUCUCUUGACGGUCUGAACACUGAGAACACAGAGCAACUUCACAUUGACUUCGCAAAACAUGCUUACUGUGCAUUGAACAGGAAGGACUUUAUCUCACAAAUGGCCAUGUGGCUACAGCAACAUGAGGUGGUAGCAUGGUGGGACCAGUAUUUGGACUGGCAGCUCAAAAUUCACAUGGGCGCACCAACAGAGGUACAUGAGGAAGUGGCCGACAAACUGCGAAGGGAGAGCUGA